CCAGCAAACCAGACAAACCAGCCUACCCAUGUCAUUUCAGGGUGCAGCAACUCACAUGUGGUGUGUAGAAGAAAGAGGAAGUCUUGUCUGCACCACCCAUGCUGUAAUUCUGGUACUAUCUAUUCGAUCUUACACUCACAGAGAGAAGGACCUAUACUAACUGCUUUCCAGAAGAAUAUGAACAACACAAUUUGUCAACAAAUGAGCUAUAACUUUAAAAGCAGAUUUCUGCCUCCGGUUUUCAUCUUAGUCUUCAUCAUUGGUCUGGUAGCUAAUGGAUGGGGACUGAAGUCUUUGCUCCAAAACUGGAAGAAAUUGGGUAACGUCAAUGUGUUCAUUCUCAACCUUGGACUAACAGAUAUUCUGUAUCUGCUCACGCUCCCAUUUUUGAUGGUGUACUACUUUAAGGGGAGUAAAUGGAUCUUUGAAGAUACAUUCUGCAAGAUAACAAGAUUCUGCUUCAAUCUGAAUUUAUAUGGCAGCAUCGGGUUCCUGACUUGUAUAAGUGUGUACAGGUACCUGGCUAUUGUCCAUCCAAUGAGAGUGAUGGGAAGAAUAACUGUCACUCACUCUGUGGGGAUCUCAGUCAUGGUUUGGCUGUUGGUGAGCGUUCAAAGUCUUCCAGACAUGUUCUACAGCAAAACAUCUGGAAACAACACUGAGAAAUGUUACGAUACCACCAGUAACGCCUAUGUUGAGGAUUACCUGAAAUACAGCCUUGGAUGGACACUCACUGGGUUUUGUAUCCCAUUCCUCAUCACACUGGGCUGCUAUGGACAUGUGAUUGUCGUUCUCUGCCGCACAAAUACCACCGACAAGGUACUGAAACAGAGAUGCUUGAAGUUGUUGCUCAUCACGAUUCUUCUCUUCUCUGUUUGCUACAUCCCCUAUCAUGUACUGAAGAACCUCAGCCUCUGGUCAAGAGUUUUGUACAAACAGAAGAUAUGCCGUGAAUGGUCCAAUGGAGUCUACAUUGCUAAACAGAUAAGUCGUGGCCUUGUGUGUCUGAACAGUGCUCUCAACCCUCUGGUUUACCUCCAUGGAAGUGAAGAUAUUCCUGCUCGGCUCAGACGACUACUCCAGCGAGCUCGUCGGAUGUUCAGCCAUCCGCCUCCAACAAACUCUAAUAGUGUGGCCAUGGCUCAGAUCAAAUAUGAAGGUGUAACACAAGAAAAAUAGUAACAUGUUAAACAUUAUACUGUAUAUAUUAAUUGCCACAUAUAUAUUAAGUGUAUAUUCAUUCUAUUAGAGGGAAGGAAGAAUCACUUAUAAAAGGUAAUGAUAAGAAUUAUAAAUAUAACUUGUAUUAUCAUGGUAAUUGUUUUAUAUAAAUGGGUUUAAUAAGUUUAUGCUCUGUUAAGUAAAUUAAGUACCGUUUGAAUUAUUUCACUUCCAGUUACUUA
This is a messenger RNA of Sebastes umbrosus (honeycomb rockfish), 1403 nucleotides long. RefSeq names its product P2Y purinoceptor 1-like. Gene Ontology annotation, molecular function: neuropeptide receptor activity. The record is from RefSeq and is a predicted model, not a curated record. Gene Ontology annotation, biological process: G protein-coupled receptor signaling pathway. NCBI's taxonomy places the organism in Eukaryota, Metazoa, Chordata, Actinopteri, Perciformes, Sebastidae. Gene Ontology annotation, cellular component: membrane. The transcript has a single exon. Bases 178 to 1179 code for a protein of 333 amino acids.